AUCAACGCCACAACCUCUAUCUCUGUUUCCAACUCACAGAAUCAAAGAGAUAGUCCUAUAAAUUUGUUUACAGGAAAUCCUUUACAAGAAUUUAUUAUUAAAACAAAAUUAAAAAGUGAACUCAAUUGAAAAUUAUUUAAUAAUGUGUCUUUGAUUGUAGAUAAUACAGACAAAUUAUAGAAGAAACCGGUUGGAGAUUGUGGAAGACAAUUGGAAAUAAAAUCCUGGUAAACGAUUAACUUUGGAGGGCACUCGUACUGUUGCUAUACAGCUGUUAAUCACUGUUCAAGUGUGCCACUUGCCCCUGGGUACGUUUCCCAUCUCAUGUACUUGGGUGGUUUGGAACUUCCUGUCGGCUACAAAUAAUAAAACACCACCCAAAGCUGCGAUUCGCGUUUUGUAAAAUCGUUUGAAGAAUGGCCUCGGCAUGAAUACAUGUCAGUUAAAGCUGGAAGUGUCAUUGCAACGUGUGGAGAAAAUGUUCAUUCUCGAUGGUCAAGUGUUUCAAAAGAAACAAAAUGACCAUGGAACUGCCUAUUUCCAAGUGAAUUAUUAACUUUGCCGUGGUCACGUCAUGGUCUGAUUUGAUCGAACAUUAUGCGUGUGUAUUUUGACGUUCGAGCAAUGUUGUACCAUCCAUUGCAUUGAUAAACCUUAUUCUUUGAACCAAAAAAUGAGAUGCGUUUUAGGUCACAUUGAUCUUGCCAUAGAUGUGGCGCACCGUCUUCUGAUUAAUAGUCAAAAUCAACAGGAGAUUGUAACACAGUUGAACUAAGUUUUGUUCAGCAGGCAGAACCUACAAAGGAUAGAAUGAAUGUGCAGUUCAGCCUGGUUUUGCUACUGACGCUCUUCUCUUGCCGGAGUGAAACGGUGUGCGUCUGCCCAACCUGCCCCGACGGAUGGUCGCUCAUGGACAACUACUGCUACCGGUUUUACCCUCAGGAGGAGGAAUGGCAAAUGGCAGAUGCAAUUUGCAAUCAGGUAGAUGAGACCAAGUCUUCAUCACUGGUGUCCAUCCACAGCGUGAAAGAGAAUAAGUUUGUUGGCAAGCUUGCUGGGAAGGCAAGGUCGUGGAUUGGUCUGAAUGAUAGGUUCACUGAGGGGAAGUUUGAGUACACGGACGGGUCUCCGUUUACCUACGACGCAUUCCCGCCUCCUGAGCCAAACAAUGCAGGCCGAGGCGAAAACUGCGUAGAAAUCAACAAUAGUGGCACCCUCGGACGUUGGAACGAUCACCGGUGCAGCGUACGAAAACCGUUCAUCUGCCAAAUGUGGCCUACGUACAAAGAAAAGUAAGGCCUUAUGACCCUCGUGUACAUCGCCAUCAUGGCCUGUUGACUUGGAUGAUGUAGUCUAUGUUCAAGUCGGGAUUUUGAUAUAUUCCACUUACGCACAUUGGUCUCUACAAAAGCAUCAUGGCAUUGUCUUAAAUUCCAUCUAAAGUCCCGUUUUAAAAAGAAAGACUAGGAUGUUUAUAAAUUCUCUGCAUAGAUGCUGCCGUCUUUGAUUAAUUGGAUUGUCACGUGACUAUUAUGCAAAAAUUAACGUGUGUGAUAGGUGACACGCGGCAGAGAUGUGCCCUCUGAGCCUCCAAAAAACCACGUGAUCAAAGAAUACUGUGAAAUAAAAUCCAAGAUGGCGGUAUCCGUCCAGCAGUCUAUAGACCAAUCUGGGCAUGCUGUCGUAUCUAUCACGAAGGUCCCCUUUAAUGGCGAAAGCAUUGUGCUAGCUAUUGUUAAGAUACUCCGUCACGGGACAGUUGCCUUGGUACAAUAGCAUGCACAAUCGUUCCUCGAUUGAAAAGGGGGCCUUGUGUGUGAACAGUGAUCACGUGACCAGAUUCGUCUAUAUAUAGGCUACACACGCUGACUCCUCUCCUUUCGAUUGAUGGUAUCAUUUCGUUUUCCUCCGCAUAAAGUUUUAAUUAAUGUAGUGAGACGUCUUUUACGAGACACCGUACAAUUGGCACACAGCCCAGAAAAAUGUAUACAAACGCGCACUCAGUGCCGUAAACGAGCGAAUAUCAUCCCUUUUCUGCCUGCACACCAAAGUGUGCAAUUUGGAGGCCUAGUUCACAACAGCCGUACACUGGCCAGGCGUUCGGGGAAC
Molecule: messenger RNA, 2109 nt
Organism: Patiria miniata (bat star)
Lineage: Eukaryota; Metazoa; Echinodermata; Asteroidea; Valvatida; Asterinidae
Product: low affinity immunoglobulin epsilon Fc receptor-like
Exons: 3
Coding region: 811-1296 (161 amino acids)
Molecular function (GO): signaling receptor activity
Source: RefSeq, a predicted model, not a curated record